AUGUACAGAAGAUUCAAGAUAAAGGAAUUAAGCAAGCCGCCAAACGAAGGUUUCGUGAAGUGGUUAGGUAACUCCCUGAAAAAGCAGCUUCAGCUGAAUAAGCAGAGAGAGUUGGAGAAGCAAACGGAAACAGGAGAAACUCAACCCAGGGCAAGAACCGCGGGGACCGGAGCCCCGGGUUCAGGCCCAUGCCGCGCGCGAGGCGCCGGGCUUGGGGGCUCCGGGGGUAGCGCGGCGCAGGCCCUGCACGGUGGCCAGCGCGGCCCCCUCCCCGCAGCCACUUCCCCUCCGCUGUUGCAAUUCCGCUCCCCUCCCCCGCCCGCCGCAAAAUGUCCGCGGCGGCGCCCCGCGAAGCAGGAAGUCGGAGCUGGGGCGCGGUGGCCCGAACCCAGCCUCCUCCGAGCGGCGACGACCGGCUCCCGCCCUUCCCCGCGCCCGCGAGCGGCUCCGCGGCGCCGACCCCGGCGACCCGGCCCUGGCCGGCCGAGGGGGAGAGGAGCCGGCGGCGGGAUGGGUGUGACCCCUUCCUUCCGCCGCUCCCCGGUGACAGCCCGGCCCGGCCGCGCCCUCAGGCCGGCACCCCGAGAACGGACGCGCGCGUCUCGAGGGCGUGCAGCCCCACGGUUCCCGCCGCGACCCCUCCCCGGGCUUCUCUCAGAACCCGAACCCGCGCUCGCCCGGGGCGCACACGAGCCCUGCGCUACCCCGCGUUCCGCGCUUCCUGCCGCCCCAGGCCCGGAAACGAGGUGCCCUCGAGGACAGAGAGAAGCCUGAGACGGCGCAACAAGGACAGCACAUUGAGGGGGCAGUCGCUCCCAAGGGGAGCCUCAGGCC
Chinchilla lanigera (long-tailed chinchilla) is the source of this 834-nucleotide messenger RNA. RefSeq names its product translation initiation factor IF-2-like. Lineage: Eukaryota; Metazoa; Chordata; Mammalia; Rodentia; Chinchillidae. Bases 1 to 774 code for a protein of 257 amino acids. The record is from RefSeq and is a predicted model, not a curated record. The transcript is spliced from 3 exons.